This is a messenger RNA of Mollisia scopiformis, 2262 nucleotides long. RefSeq lists its product as uncharacterized. The transcript is spliced from 5 exons. Lineage: Eukaryota; Fungi; Ascomycota; Leotiomycetes; Helotiales; Mollisiaceae. The coding region runs from base 148 to 2046 and encodes 632 amino acids. Gene Ontology annotation, biological process: proteolysis. The record is from RefSeq and is a predicted model, not a curated record. Gene Ontology annotation, molecular function: cysteine-type endopeptidase activity.
CUUCCAUAUCCCUCAUGCUUCAUUACUUUUUGUAAAGUGCUUUUUUGACUGAAACCCUCACAGCUCGAUCCAGAGCUUUCAAUUAAGCAAUUUUUCGUAGCAUCAGCUCUUCUAUCAUCUAGUUACUUGUCAAUCUCUGCAUUGACAAUGGAUGAACGGGGACCAGACCAAAUUCGGCUCGCAAGCGAGUCGUCCGUCACGACAGUUGAAAAGGAUAGCCAAGACAGUGGUUUCAUCCGACUAUGGCCAGCAGCUCAUGACAUCUCUUGCACCGAGUUCCACAUCCCAAACAUCCACACCCUCGGUGCUGAUCUGGACGCCGCUGUCCAAGCCGUAUGGCCGACACGCCAUCAAAGCCGCUACACGCGAGUCUGCGCUCUACUUGUCUCCUGGGAAGACGAUGAUUUGGGAGUAUGGCGAGAAGUUGGACCUUUAAGAAGUCUCUUGAAGGAUAAGUACAAUUUUGAUGUCGAAGAAUAUAGGAUACCUAGUGUAAAGACGCCUGAUAAAGCGCUCAAAAGCCGUGUCAUUGACUUCCUUGAUGCGGACGAGGAUGAUACACUGUUUAUCUUCUAUUACGCUGGUCAUGCGAGGAGAGCUCUAGAUGCGAACAAUUCCACUAUGUGGUGUGCGAAUCGGAGGAGUUUUGAAACAGUCAUUGCUUCUGGAGGUAUUCAGUCCAUGUUUGAAGAAGCAGAAGCAGAUGUUCUUCUCCUCUAUGAUUGUUGCUAUUCUGCUGCCGGACCAAUCACUGGCUCCGGUAGAAAACGUCACGUCGUGGAGGCAAUUGCCGCUUGUGGAUAUGAAACCAUAGCCCCUGAAGUCGACAAGCAUUCUUUCACAAAAGCACUCACAGAAAUGCUGGCCAGAAAAUUGGAAGGAGGUUCAUUCUCCGUUGGAGAGCUGCAUUCUCGAGUUCUGUCCAAGCUAAAAUGCUGGACCCCGGAUCUACGCACAGAUGAGUAUGGCAAAUUCCUCGAAACGAGAGACGGCCAUUUUAUCCCUGAACAUCAGCCACGGAGGACUCCUAUCUAUAGUAUUAUCUGCGAAACUGAACCACGGAGGAGUAUCUUGCUUGCUCCAUUGCCGAAACGAGAAUUCUCAUCGACACCGAGUGCUAGCGACGGUCCAGACACGCCUUCGUCCUCUUCUCCGGGCCCCGUGCCGUGGGAUAUUCCUGCUCCGAGUACAAAUCUCACUUCCAAAAAACGCAAGCGAAAUGCAGAGCACAAAGCUCCUACCGCUCAAAUUCUGCUAGCAAUCCGGCUGGAACGGGACGCACUCGAUAUUCCCCAAUGGACCGAAUUACUCCGGAACCUCCCUUCAGAAGCUAUAGAUAUCCGCAUCGAAGGCGUCUACCAGAGUUUCUCAACACUACUCUUACUUCGAAUGCCAGUCGCUGUUUGGGAUCUAUUACCCCAGAAUCCGGCGUAUAGCUUUGUGGGCUUCGUCACUUCGGAUAACCUUUCCCAUCGUGUGAAGCGCACUCCAACUUUGUCUGUCCCGCCGGAGGAAUGUCAUAGCGUGCAUAGUGCAAGUCAGAAGAGCGAGGAUGAGGAUGAGGAUGUGAGGCAUGCGGGUCAAGUGCCUGCUGGAAGACGGACGCCAUGUGAUACUGAGAUCUUGACUGAUGUUGAAGACACGCCCCGAGGUCCAGCAAAGAGGCGUGGUCGUCCGUAUAAUCAAGCUAGCAAUCGAGAUUCUGAAUUGCUUCGAACAAAAAACCCUCCUGUUUCUCCGCCAGUGGACGCAGAGGCGAGUCAGACGUCAACUUCUUCAACUUUAAUCGACAGUGAUCCGAUCGAGUUCUCACAGAUAUCUACCCCGAUCAAGAAGAAUGGAAAACGUUGCGUGGAUUCGCCUCGUAGUCCGUCUUCGGUUGCAUCGUAUGGAUGGGUGCAAGUGUGGUUUUGUUGUCAGUGUGAUCAGACAGACAGUGAUCCAGCAGCGGCGAUUGGUAUGUGGGAGAGCAACUGUGCGAAUUGUGGACAUAGUCGAGAUGGUGGGUGUAAGGUUGAUCAGGUGAAAGUUUAUGAGAGUCGUUGAGGUUGUACUUCGUUGAGUUACAGUGUACGUGCUCUCUGAAUCUCCCAAGAUUUGAGACAUAAAUAGAUUCUCCCGAAAGUAUAUCUAUAUCGAGAGUCUGAUUGGGUAUCACAUGAUAGGAUCUUUGACACAACUCACCUCGAAAUACUUCUUUCACAAUGGCUUUUAGCGCGGGUUUCAGACGAUGAGUCGAGCGGUCUCGAUAAUCAUUCUUAC